Tarenaya hassleriana is the source of this 2875-nucleotide messenger RNA. RefSeq names its product protein BONZAI 3. Gene Ontology annotation, biological process: cellular response to calcium ion. Gene Ontology annotation, cellular component: plasma membrane. The transcript is spliced from 17 exons. Gene Ontology annotation, molecular function: calcium-dependent phospholipid binding. The coding region runs from base 233 to 1981 and encodes 582 amino acids. Lineage: Eukaryota; Viridiplantae; Streptophyta; Magnoliopsida; Brassicales; Cleomaceae. The record is from RefSeq and is a predicted model, not a curated record.
GCUUUUCGUUUUAAAAAAAAAAAUCAACCACGCGUGUUUACAUAUUUAGAAACUCCGAUCUGCAACAGACUCGUACCAAAUUCAAUCCCCGUUCAAGAAUUAGGUGCUUCUCCUCUGCUUCCUUAGGAAGGGUUUAUCUGAGUUCAUUGUUCUUGUUCGUUUGGCGAAGGAUUUCAAGGGUGCAUUUGGUUGGUGAGGAGAAAAAAUAAGCGACAGAAAGAGGGGGAAAAAAAUGGGAGGGUGUUUCUCGGGAGAUUUGAGUGGAGGAAAACAAGCCAUUGGAGGGGUCCAACAGAGGCCCACAUCAAUGGCUAACGAUGCCGCACACAAUGACGCCAUCGAUUUCUUCUUCAGAUCCCGUGGUCAAUUCCCCCUCUUUUCCCAAAUCGAGUUGUCUUUGUCAGCGUCAAACUUGGUUGACCGGGAUAUUACGUCUAAGAGCGAUCCAAUGGCUGUUAUGUAUUUGAAGAAAAGGGAUGGCAAACUUGAGGAAAUUGGUCGUACUGAAGUCGUACUCAACAACUUGAAUCCUAACUGGAUUGAGAAGAUAACAAUCAAUUUCCAUUUUGAAACUGUCCAGACAUUAGUUUUUCAUGUGUAUGAUGUCGAUACCAGCUUUCACAAUGUCCCAGUGAAGACACUGAAGUUGAAGGACCAGGACUUCUUGGGAGAAGCUACCUGUGUUCUCUCCGAGAUUAUGACAAGACCAAACCAAACUGUAACAUUAAGUCUUAGUCGCAACCUUGGGCCAUGUGGGAGUAAAAAUCGGGGAACACUCGCUGUUCACGCUGAGGAAACUGUUGCCUCCAAAAGUGUUGUAGAGAUGGCUUUUCACUGUUGCAAAUUGGACAACAAGGACUUAUUCUCUAAGAGUGAUCCUUUCUUAAGGAUUUCUCGAGUCACCGAGGCUGGUGGUACUGUUCCAAUAUGUCGGACUGAGGUUGUGGACAACAACCUAAACCCAGUCUGGAAGCCCAUGCACUUGAGCACGCAGCAGUAUGGGAGCAAGGAAAACCCAUUGGUUAUUGAAUGCUUUGAUUUUAAUAGCAGUGGAAAUCAUGAGCUUAUUGGGAAAAUGCAGAAAUCUGUAGCUGAACUAGAAAAUCUCUAUCGAGAAAGACGCGGUGCUAACUUUAUCUAUCCAUCCAAUCAGAAUGGUGCUGAUAAGGUUCUGAAAGGUCAGCUCUUUGUGGAUCGAUUUGUGGAGAAAGUGCAAUACAGUUUUCUUGAUUACAUCUCCAGCGGUUUUGAGCUUAAUUUCAUGGUUGCAGUUGACUUCACUGCUUCAAACGGUGAUCCCCGAAGUCCAAGUUCUUUGCACUACAUUGAUCCUUCAGGCAGGUUGAAUUCAUAUCAGCAGGCUAUAGUGGACGUGGGAGAGGUUAUCCAGUUUUAUGACUCGGAUAGGCAGUUUCCUGCUUGGGGUUUUGGAGGAAGAACAUUCAAUGGUUCAGUCUCCCAUUGUUUUAACUUGAAUGGGACUCCCGACGGCUACGAGGUUGCGGGAGUUGACGGAAUCAUGGCAGCUUACUCUAGUGCUCUUCGCAACGUUUCUCUAGCGGGGCCAACUAUAUUCGGCCCAGUGGUGGAUAAGGCCGCUUGUAUUGCUUCACAAUCGCUCUCACAGAAAAGUCGCAAGUAUUUUGUUCUCCUCAUCAUAACGGAUGGAGUCCUUUCAGACAUGAGGGAGACUAUAGACGCAUUGGUGAGAGCUUCGGAUCUUCCCCUGUCGAUUCUUAUUGUUGGGGUCGGGAAUGCAGAUUUCAAACAGAUGGAGUUUCUUGACGCGGAUAAUGGUCGCCGGUUAGAGAGUUCUACUGGUCGGAUAGCUACAAGGGACAUCGUUCAGUUUGUUCCCAUGAGAGAAGUUCACAGUGGACAAAUCUCGGUGGUGCAAUCACUUCUUGAAGAACUUCCGGGUCAGUUCCUGACUUAUGUCCGAACCCGAAAUAUCAAUCCGGUCGGUGCUCCGGCGAGUUGAAGUCACGUUACAUUCUCUUUUUAAUUUUUUUUUUUAAAAACUUUUUUAGUUAAGCUCAAAAUGGAAAAAUGAUGUUAGGGUUCGUUAGAUUUUUAGGGGCGUUUUUAAAAAAAAAAAAACAAUUUCUGUAUAUAGAAGUUAUUUUCGUCAUGCUACCAUGGAUAACCGUCACCGUUUUUUAAUGACUCGUACCUCUAAUCUUUGGUAGGAUAUCAGAAAAAUCGUACCGUACCUUAAAAGAUUCGAUAUUUUCGAUUAUUUAUGUCCAUCCCUAUCAGCAACUAUAUCAGUAAAUUCAUAAACUGUCUUUUUUUUCAUCCUCGAAUAUAUUACCAAUGACCAGAAUCUUAAAAUUUGAAAUUUCUAAUGCAUUGUAGAAAAAAAUACAGAAUCAUAAGAGUUUCACAUUAGCAUAAACAUCGAAAAUGCUAAUGCAGAAACAAAGUCGAUGGAUGUAUCCAUGUUAUCUCCAAGUUACCAGAUGAGAACACUGUUAGUGCAAUUAUUUGCAUAUGUGUUGUUUGGUUGUUAAGUGGUUAUUGCAGGUUCAACAGACUUGAGAGAUUUCAGGAGAGAUUUCAGGAGAAGAAUCCGGCGAGAUAGAACUCACGCAAAUCUGAGGUACAACUGACGAGUUUGAGAUAAAGUCAAAGACUAAGAGAUUGAGAUGGACUCAAUGUCAACCACUUGGAGAGAUUUUAGGAAAAGCAAUCUGAAGAGAUAGAGCUACGAAGUUAAGCCACGAAGUUUGGAAUUGACUUGAAGAGAUAAAGAUAGAAUCAAAGCCAAGAAGAUUUGAGGAGAUUUGAGAUAAAGAUAAGAUCUUGGAGAUAAGGUCAAAGGCUGAAGAGAUAGAGUCAAACAAGAGAUAAAGAUGAGAUCUUGAAGAUAAAG